Molecule: messenger RNA, 2077 nt
Organism: Lolium rigidum
Lineage: Eukaryota; Viridiplantae; Streptophyta; Magnoliopsida; Poales; Poaceae
Product: probable polyol transporter 4
Exons: 2
Coding region: 169-1782 (537 amino acids)
Biological process (GO): transmembrane transport
Cellular component (GO): membrane
Molecular function (GO): myo-inositol:proton symporter activity
Source: RefSeq, a predicted model, not a curated record
CCAACCCAAAAGCAGCCAGGAGCUUAUUCGUUUGAGCUCCUGCGCUGGAUCUGAAGAGAAGGAGACACACAGUUCCCCAUUUUCAUUUCUUCCUUAACCCAGUAGUCAGUAGUUAGGGAAGACUAGCAGUAGCAUUAGUCCUUAGCCGUAGCACCGGAGACCAUAAGGAUGACGGAGUCGGUGAAGACGAGGCCAGCGACGGUGGCGGCGCAGAGCAUCGGCGAGUACCGGCGGGUGGAGCCGGAGCUGGAGGAGGAGCUGGACGAGGAAGAGUGGGGCCGCCGGACCGAGGCGCGCAGCCGCGGGCGCAGGAGGGCGGAGAGAUACGUCUUCACCUGCGCGCUCUUCGCCUCGCUCAACGCCAUUCUCCUCGGCUACGAUGUUGGUGUCAUGAGUGGCGCAAUCAUCUACAUCCAGAAAGAUCUCCACAUUACCGAGUUUCAGGAAGAAAUCCUAGUGGGCUGCCUAAGUGUGAUCUCACUCUUGGGAAGUCUGUCAGGAGGAAGAACGUCUGAUGCGAUCGGCAGAAAAUGGACAAUGGGCCUUGGUGCAGUUAUCUUUCAGACCGGUGCGGUCAUCAUGACAUUUGCUCCUUCAUUCACUGUGCUCAUGGUAGGGAGGCUUCUCGCCGGGGUGGGUAUCGGCUUUGGCGCCAUGAUAUCUGCUGUCUACAUUGCUGAGAUCUCCCCCGCGUCUGCCCGUGGGACUCUCACAUCCCUCCCCGAGAUCUGCAUAAACUUAGGGAUCCUCCUGGGCUACGUUUCCAACUAUGCAUUUUCAGGCCUCUCCGAGCACAUUAGUUGGAGGGUCAUGCUUGGUGUCGGUAUCCUUCCGUCUGUCUUCAUCGGUGUCGCGCUUUUUGUGAUCCCGGAGUCCCCUAGGUGGCUGAUGAUGGAGAAAAGAGUUCCAGAAGCGAGGGCAGUGUUGUUGCAGAUUAGUGAGUCAGAAGCUGAGGUUGAUGAAAGGCUGGCUGAGAUUGAGGAAGCUGCAAAUAUUAUGAAGUCUGUAAAGUCUGAGGACAAAGCGGUGUGGAGGGAACUACUGAGCCCUUCCCCUGCUGUUCGUAGGAUGCUAUAUGCUGGAUGUGGUAUUCAGUUGUUCCAGCAGAUCACUGGAAUCGAUGCUACCGUCUAUUACAGCCCAACAAUUUUCAGGGAUGCUGGAAUCAAGUCUGACCAGGAGCUUCUUGCAGCGACAGUUGCUGUUGGGUUUACUAAGACGAUUUUCAUAUUGGUUGCAAUUUUCCUCAUUGAUAAAGUUGGGCGCAAGCCGCUUCUUUAUGUCAGCACCAUUGGCAUGACGGUCUGCUUAUUUGUCUUGGGGAUUGCACUUACAUUGCAGAAGCAUGCCAUGGGGCUUAUUUCUCCGAGUAUUGGGAUUGAUCUGGCAAUCUUUGCAGUUUGUGGGAAUGUGGCAUUCUUUUCAAUUGGGAUGGGACCGAUUUGUUGGGUCUUGUCGUCAGAGAUAUUUCCUGUAAGAUUACGAGCUCAGGCAUCAGCACUUGGUCAAGUAGGUGGUAGAGUGGGCAGUGGUCUGGUUUCCAUGUCAUUCCUCUCCAUGGCCCGUGCUAUAUCCGUGGGGGGAAUGUUCUUUGUCUUUGGAGCAAUCUCGACUGUCUCGGUUGCUUUUGUGUACUUCUGUGUGCCAGAAACUAAAGGGAAAACUCUGGAGCAGAUUGAAAUAAUGUUUGAAGGUGGGAAAGGAUGGAAAGGAGGAGAGGUCGAGCUUGAAGAUACACAACACUUAAUACAGGACGACAAGAAGUCUGCCUCUCUAGGUUGAUAUAAUCAGUAACAGGAAACUUCAUGACAUUCCAUGUUUCAAAUGCUGAAACAGCCACAUCCUGCUUCAGAAAUCAGAUUAAGAAACGAUCAAGCUGCCAUUUUAACUACUGCUAAUUUUGAGAGCUCAACAGGACAUAGGUUGUAACAUAGAUGGUUUUUUUGUAGUGUAAAGUUGUUCAUAUACAAUAUCCCAAAUAUUACCUGGGAGAAGGAUACAAGUGAUGUUGUAUAUGGGUUGGUAUCUUCCACCUACAAUAUAAUCGAAAAAUUCAACUUCUACAAUUUUAUUUUCA